Messenger RNA from Ricinus communis (castor bean), 2315 nucleotides. Its product is annotated as probable polygalacturonase. The record is from RefSeq and is a predicted model, not a curated record. Gene Ontology annotation, biological process: carbohydrate metabolic process. NCBI's taxonomy places the organism in Eukaryota, Viridiplantae, Streptophyta, Magnoliopsida, Malpighiales, Euphorbiaceae. Gene Ontology annotation, molecular function: polygalacturonase activity. The transcript has 5 exons. Bases 601 to 2085 code for a protein of 494 amino acids.
AUCAUCAUAUCCAAAAAGAAUAUCAAUUCAACAAAAGGACCAUAUCCAAAAUAGAGGAGUUACCAAAAAUCAAUGUCAUGCUCCUAGGUUAAGUGAAAAAUCUGUUACUUUUUUUUUCUUUUUACCCUUUUCUUUUCUCUUUUGUGAUGAAGUUAAUUGAUUGUCCUAUAACUUGGUGUCCCAAACGUGUCGCUUCCCACUCUACUCUAGUGUUCAAGAUCUUAAAGUGACAGCACCUGUAUACUAACUGCACCAUUGUUGCAGAAUUUACAUCUAAUCCACUUUCUCUUACAAUACACAUACUCUUAAUUAAACCUAAAACCUUUCCCUUACCUUCAAAUACACUUAUUCCUCAACUACAACGACAACAACAACUUGUUUGAUACUCUACAUCUCACCCAAACUUAUAAUUUAGAAAUAAAUAAAUAAAUAAAUAACCAUUCUUCCCUCUUUAGAUCCAUGUCCAAAAAUCUCAAAUUUCCAUUUCAAUUCUCAUUUCCCAUCUGUUUUUUCACUUCUAUCAAUCUACCCAUUAACCACUUUAAAUAGAAAAAGCAGUCUAUAACACAAAAAGAUUCAAACUUUUUAUUCUCUAAAUUGAUGAUGUUAGAGACAGCUUCACUUGGGCGAUUACAUUACCAAAGGCUGGAAUUGAAGAGAUGGGUACCAACAUUUUUUUCCUCUCAUAAAACCCUUUUUACAGUACUAUGGAUCGCAGCGUUUGCCUCGGUUUUUGUGUGGCAGAGAAAUGUGGUUGGCGAUGGAUUUGCCGUGUUCUUUAAAGCGUCGCCAAUGAGGCCGAUGCCGAAGCUGAGACCAGUGGCAUUUAAUUUGACUGAUUUUGGUGGAGUUGGUGAUGGUGUUACUUUAAAUACCGAGGCUUUCGAGAGGGCUGUUUUGGCUAUUUCUAAGCUGGGUAAGAAAGGUGGUGGACAGUUAAAUGUGCCUCCUGGGAGAUGGGUUACUGCACCUUUUAAUCUUACUAGUCAUAUGACUUUAUUUCUUGCUGAGGAUUCUAUUAUUCUUGGAAUUGAGGAUGAGAAAUAUUGGCCUCUGAUGCCUCCAUUGCCUUCAUAUGGAUAUGGGAGAGAGCAUCCUGGACCUCGAUAUGGGAGUUUAAUCCAUGGUCAGAAUCUCAAAGAUGUUGUUAUAACAGGACACAAUGGUACCAUAAAUGGACAGGGUCAAACAUGGUGGAAAAAGUAUCGCCAAAAGCUUCUCAACCACACAAGGGGCCCACUUGUGCAGAUAAUGUGGUCAAGUGACAUUCUGAUCACUAAUAUAACAUUGCGUGAUUCCCCAUUUUGGACACUCCAUCCAUAUGACUGCAAGAAUGUAACAAUCAGGAAUGUUACGAUUUUGGCUCCUGUACUUGAAGCCCCAAACACUGAUGGAAUUGAUCCUGAUUCAUGUGAGGAUAUGGUAAUCGAAGACUGUUACAUAAGUGUGGGAGAUGAUGGGAUUGCAAUAAAGAGUGGCUGGGAUCAGUAUGGAAUUGCAUAUAGACGACCUUCAACAAAUAUUCUCAUCCGUAACCUUGUAGUUCGGUCAAUGGUCAGUGCCGGCAUAUCAAUUGGCAGUGAAAUGUCAGGUGGUGUAUCAAAUAUCACUGUGGAGAACCUCCUUGUAUGGAGCUCCAGGCGUGCUGUUCGGAUCAAGACUGCCCCUGGAAGAGGCGGAUAUGUUCGGCAUAUAACCUACCGUAAUCUAACGUUUGAUAAUGUCCGUGUUGGAAUUGUUAUCAAGACAGAUUACAAUGAACACCCUGAUGAAGGAUAUGAUCCAAAGGCUGUUCCAGUACUUCGGGAUAUAAGCUUCACUGGGGUUCAUGGUCAAGGUGUUCGUGUGCCCGUGCGGAUACAUGGGAGUGAAGAAAUUCCAGUAAGGAAUGUGACUUUUCAGGAUAUGUCAGUGGGAUUAACAUAUAAGAAGAAGCACAUAUUCCAGUGUGCCUUUGUUCAAGGUCGUGUAAUAGGUACCAUCUUCCCUGCCCCAUGUGAGAACCUUGAUCGGUAUGACGAGCAAGGACGGCUUGUUAAGCGCUCUGUCUCCCAGAAUUUGACAGAUAUAGAUUAUGAUUUUUGACAAAUAUGUUAGGUUAUCAAUGUCCUGGGCAUAAGCUUUUCAGAGGUCAAUGACUUCAACUGUCUCUUUGAUGUAAGCUGGCUAAAUCACCUUGGAGCGGUUAAAUCUAGUUGUUACCUUUCCUGCCAAUUUUCAUUUUCGCCCCAAGUCAUAGAGUUGUUUUAUUUCUUGACAAGAGUUGUAUAUACAGAAAAUUCUCAGUCGGUUAUACAUUGAAGAGGUUACUGAAA